UCGGGUGUGGAAAAGUGGAAAUUGAAAACGCCAAGCUCUUCCCAUGCCAGUUCUGUUCGAACGACGCCAUCUCGGAUGUGCGAGCACCGCUACAGACCCAGUUCUAGUCUGGCACUCUAGCCACAUAAUAUCAGUGACGGUCAACUGGAAUCGCUGGUCCACAAAUAAAAAACAUGAAAUCAUCGAUUGUGCGUCGUUUCCGUCAGUACUAGACAAUCCUCAGCCACCGAUGGCAGCACCCCGUGGCUCUUAACGCCGAUUCGUCCUUUUAUUUGUGUUUACGGUGUGUGGCCGGUGAUUCGAGAUAGUGCCAAACUCAAAUAAAAAUAUUUACCCAGAAACACGGAUUUACAUAGAAUACAGAAUUAUUAGUCGUGGACGAUUCAGUGAAGUGCCAAGUGCUGGAUUCCGGUCACGAGAUGGGAAAAGUGAAAAAGGACUCGGCAGGGACAUCGACGGCGACGACGACCAGUCAAAACAACGACGGCAUCCUGUAUACAAGGAACCUUCUGCUCCGCGCAGUGGCUGGCAUUUACUUAUGCGCAUUCCUGACGUUUUACUAUCAGAGCCCAGGUUUAUUUGGAAGAAAUGGAAUUCUACCGGCACAAAAUCUCUACAAUUUAGGAAAAGGCAAUAUUCCAUCUAUAAGGAAUCCAACUCUUGUGCAAUAUCACUCACUCCUAGGACUUGACAUCCAAUACAUGCUGGAGUUUCUAUCACUAUUCGGUGCAAUUAUUUCAUUUAUUGUGUUCACAACUACUAGACUAUGUGUGAUGCCCCUUUUCGCUAUACUCUGGGCAACUUACUACUCUCUAGUAGAACAUACACAAAUAUUUGAGCAUCAAUCUGACAACCUCUUGCUGGAAGCUGGAUUCGUAAUAAUGAUGUUAGCACCAUUGACAGAUACUAGAAAAUCUAGUCCGUCUGAUAAAAUUGGCUUCGCACUUUUGAAGUGGGUUUUAUUGCGAUUCCUAUUUGACUCCGGAUCAGUCAAAUUUUUCAGCGGUUGUCCGUUGUGGUGGAGCUUUCAAGGCCUUAAACAUCACUUCCAAACAAUGCCUCUUCCAACGCCUUUGGCAUGGUGGUCACAUCACAUUCCAAAAGAUUUCAUGACAAUAACAACAAUUUAUACUAAUCUAACCGAGUUGAUUUUGUCAUGGUUCUUCUUUUUCCCCAGUAGGGCGGUCCGUAUUUUCCUCUUCCACUGGGUGUUAUAUUUGGAAUUAACUAUUAUAUUUACGGGAAAUUAUGGUUUCCUGAAUUUCCUAGUGUCGGUACUUUUGCUGUCACUCUUGGAUGAUAAAUACUUGAAAAAGCGGUCCAUUUUUAGAUUAUUAGUAGAAGUGGUUUUAUACUGCGCAGCGUUUACUGUUGCAAUUUACUUCGCAACUGGACUUUUACACUACAAACAAGUUAUGUUCAAAUAUGAGCAUCUUGGUAUACUUCGGUCAAUGGCUAAAUUGGCACCUCUUGUUGCUGUGGUUGCUGUUAUAUCCACGUUUUUGACAAAUACAAUAUCUCACCCAAGCGUCACUUCAUCGAAAGGAUUUUUGCGAAAAGCAUCCAACUUGAACUCCAUGCUAGUGUUUAGUUUAUGUGCACUAUCACUAAUAGGUAUAUCCGUUGUGCCACACCAUAACAUUGAUGCUUCCCUGAACAUCACAAAUACCCAACUUGGUAAGCAUUACAAGGAAAUCAACACAUUCCGGAUCGUCAAUGAAUAUGGACGACAUUUACGAAGAAUGCGAACUGAACGAUUAGAAAUUAAUCUGGAAUAUUCAGAUCAUGUGGAAGGUCCAUGGAAAACCUUACCAUUUGUUUUCAAACCAUGGAAUGAAAAUGCGACACUACCAUAUUCAGGACCCUACCUAGCACGACUCGAUAUGAAGUUUUACGAUGCAGCUCCAUCUAGUUAUCGGGACCAUUUAUGGAUCAUGCCUUUAGCCUACAGAAUAUUGCAAAAUCAACCCGAUGUUAUGCGUUUAUUUGGACUGAAAGGCGCUCUUGAUACAGCACCUCGAUAUGUACGAGGAACAUUAUAUCGAUUCGCAUUUACCCCAUUCAACAGGAAGUCAAAAGCAUUCUGGCGGAAAACUACUGUCGGGGAACACUUCCCUCCAGUAUCUCUUUCGGACACCCUGCUGGCAACUCAUCUAAGAAAUUUGAGAUAUCCAAUGGGACUGGAAACUCCAAAAAUCGCAAAUCAUAGCUUGAAAGAUGUACUUGAUUUGAUAAGGAGGCAGCUUGAGCUUCUCGAAGCAUCGAAGGCGAUUAUACUAAUCUCCUUUACAGGAGUAAUUAUCAACCUAAUUCAUGGUUGAGAACUGACCACAAGAAAAUUUAAAUAUACAGAGUGGAUUAUUUUAAGAGAGAAUUUUAAGCACUAAAGUAUGCAAAUGUUUUGAUUAAAGUUCACUGUUUAAUAAAAAAAUGUACGAUGAAUAAUUAUUUACAAA
Messenger RNA from Hermetia illucens (black soldier fly), 2456 nucleotides. Its product is annotated as lipase maturation factor 2-like. The record is from RefSeq and is a predicted model, not a curated record. The coding region runs from base 420 to 2321 and encodes 633 amino acids. Gene Ontology annotation, biological process: protein maturation. NCBI's taxonomy places the organism in Eukaryota, Metazoa, Arthropoda, Insecta, Diptera, Stratiomyidae. Gene Ontology annotation, cellular component: endoplasmic reticulum membrane. The transcript has 12 exons.